Moneuplotes crassus is the source of this 1975-nucleotide messenger RNA. NCBI's taxonomy places the organism in Eukaryota, Ciliophora, Spirotrichea, Euplotida, Euplotidae. The record is from the annotation of a GenBank genome assembly.
AUGAAGUCAGAACCUAACCCUGAAGAGGAUACCAACGAGCCUCAGGCUAAAGAAGAGAUUACCCUUGAGGAUAUCGUGAAAUCACAGAAAGAACUUGAAAAAUCCUUGAUUACGAAGGUAUACCAGUCAAAGCAGGAAACAGAGAAUAUGAAUAAAAGAGUACAAGAUGUCAUGGAACGUAUGGAUGAGCUUUAUCCUAUUCAAGCAGCUCUUGACCAGAUCAAGAGUAAAGGCGAAACUGAUAUAUUGGGGUACCUUUCAAACGAAAUUCAUAAGAACUAUAUUGUUAAAAUGACUGAUAGAAUAGACCAAUUUGAGUCAACAAAAGCAGUCCAGAGUGAUAUGGACACUACCAGAGUAGACAUCCAAAACAUCAAAAACAUACUAAACUCCUUCCAAAGAGAUCUAGAAGAUCAGGACCAAAAAGGAAGGGAAAGUGAGCAGAACCUUCUUCAAAGAAUGAACACUCUUACUGAAAAAGAGAUUGUAGAGCAGCUUGAUAUGACAAUUAAACAGAAAUCAGAUGAACUCCAGAUCUUCGCAGAUUCUGUGAAGGAGAACUAUCCCUCUAGGGAAGAAAUUGAGGAAAUUAUUAAUAAAAUUCAUGAGCAAAAUACCAAAAAUUUUGUCUUGAAGAAAGACUUCACUGACGAUCUCCAAAAAGCGUCAGAGGAAGUAAAGGAAUGCAGAGAGUUUGCUGAAAAGAAGAUCAAGGAAUUAAAUCUCAAGAUCACUAACAGUCAAGACAGCAUUAAGAAAAGGGCUACAAUCGAUCAACUGGAUCAAACAAAUAAAACCAUUGAAACAUUGUCUUCUAAGAAAGACUUUGAAAUAUUCCAGAAAAAGAUUAGAACUGAAAUAGUUCCCCGCAUCCGGUCUUGAGAAGAUGAUCUUCUUAAAUUCCUGACUCAACUUGAACAGAACAAAGAGAUUAUUCGAAGAUUUGACGAAAUAAUGAGCACGAAGGCGAAUAAAGUCAGCCUUGAUCCAAUCAAACACCAGGUUGACCAAUGUCUUAAGGCUUCUAUGUUUAAUGAGAAUUUGAAACAAUUUGAAGAUAGAUUCCAAGCCCAUCAUGCAGUGGUAGAUGACCUUAAGCAACAAUUUGAAGCACUUAAUAAAGUAGUUGGAAUCGAGAUAUUCUCUGCAGUCAAGAAAGGCAUCAAAGAAGUUAGAAAUGAAAUGAAAAUGAACAACUCCAAGGAAAACACAGUGACAUUUAAAGAUGUCGAUGAUAUCAUUUCAGGAAAGGUUGAGAGGAGUGAGCUUAUUUCUUUGCUUGAUUUCAAGUCAAACAAGAUUGACACCGACACAAGCAUGAAAGCUAUUGAUAUACUGCAUAAGCAAAUAAAGCAUCUCUCUGUCAUCUUAGUGGAAAUCUUAAGAAAAGAUAGUUUAAAAAUGCUUAAGCCUAAAGAUAGUGAAAAUAUCUCUAAAAACAACACUUUUGAGAUUCUGAACCAAUUACUAUCAAUUUCAAAAUGGAUUAACGGAUUCGAUCCUGAAAAUAUUAACACAACUGAUCUCAAACUCCCUGCUAACCUAAACAACUAUCAAGACCUUGUCAACGAAGCUUUAGGAGAUAUCGAAUGCCAGGUUAUCCCUAGAACUCUCAAGGCUCCAUUGGGACAUUCCUUAGAAAGAAGGAACCAGAGCUCUCAAAAGAUGGUCAAGCUUAACAAAUAUCUUUCAAAAAGGAGACAGAAUAAGUCAAUGGCUUAUUCUAGGGAUUAUGACCAGGACCAUGUCAUUAAGGUGCCUAAGAAGCACAGAAUGAAUAAAAAGUUCUUAAUGAUGAUGAAGAACCAGAACUUUGAGAAUACGCUUAGCAAUCCCACACUGAAAGGCCAACAAAAAGGGGGAGAGCUUGGACAAGUUAAUGAUUAUUCUGCUGACCAGCAAAGGUUAAGACCUAUGGCUAGUCUUCAAGAUAAGGAAUAGAUGAAUUAACUUAAGGAUAUGAGGAUUUUCAAUA